Messenger RNA from Naegleria gruberi, 1698 nucleotides. RefSeq lists its product as uncharacterized. NCBI's taxonomy places the organism in Eukaryota, Heterolobosea, Eutetramitea, Acrasida, Naegleriidae. Gene Ontology annotation, molecular function: transmembrane transporter activity. Bases 1 to 1698 code for a protein of 565 amino acids. Gene Ontology annotation, biological process: transmembrane transport. Gene Ontology annotation, cellular component: membrane. The transcript is spliced from 3 exons. The record is from RefSeq and is a predicted model, not a curated record.
AUGAAAGAUCACCAAUAUGAAGUAGAUGUCGGGGAACAACUCCUUGAUGAGAGAAGGCAACCUCAUCAAACUCUGCAAUAUAAAGAGGAGCUUGAUGGUUCCUAUCCAUCCCUUAAUAAUGGUAGCUUGCAGGCACAAGAUGAACAACAACAGGAAGAGAUUUUGUCCUCCCCUCUUCCGAGUCAACAUCAACAACAAGAACAAACUCAAGAACCUAAAUUAUACAUUAGAAGAUGGUUUCAAUUAGCAAUAUUUGCAUUAUGUAUGGUCACUUCUAUUAUUUGCAUGUCGACCUAUACAACUUCAGGUAAUUUGUGGUGUCCUAAUGAAAUUGUCCAUGCUAUUAGAACUCUAUUGAUGAAGUUUUACCGCCUUGAUGCUAAUUGGAAGAUUAAUAUGACUUCUUUGGUCUUUUUAAUUGCAACUAUUCCAAUUACUUUUCUAGUUUCAUUCGUUCUGAAACGAUUUGGUUUAAAAUGGAGUGUUUCUAUAUAUUCUAUACUGACAUGUAUUGGUGCAUGGAUUAGAUUAAUUGGUAUUCAAGGAAAUGAAACUUCAUUUUGGCUUUCAUUAAUUGGACAAAUCUUCAUUGCAUGUGGACAACCAUUCAUUACUCAAUGUGGUGACUUGUUUGGAGUCUUUUGGUUUGGAAAUAAGGAGAGAACAGUUGUGCAGGUUGUUGUCUUGUUCUCAGGUGUAUUCGGAAGUCUCUUGUCCUAUCUUGUUGGACCUCGUCUCAUGACCAUUGGAAGUGAAAGUGAAGAGGAUUUAAAGAUUUCAGAUUUGGGCCUUGGCAUCUUUUUGGGAAUUCAAGGAGUAAUGGCAACCUUGUGUGUUUUUCUUGUUUUGCUCUUCUUUAAGAGUAAGCCACCUACACCACCUGCUAUAGCUCCAGAACCAACCAAAGAAGAAUCCAAUCCUGGCUUUAAUGGUGACCUCACACAAUCUCUAACUGAAGGUUCCAACACUGCUGAAGAACCAUUAUCCAAUCAAGACCUUGAAACAUCAGCAGCUGAAACCAAACAAUCCAAGACAAAACAAGAAGAACCAAAAGAUGUUUAUCCUCCUCAAACAUUUGUCUUUGGUUUGAAAAAGUUGAUCCGAUUACCAUCCUUCUUCAUGUUAUUAGCUGCUUCCACACUCAUCAAUUCCUUCUUCCAAUCCAUCUAUAUUUUGGAACAAAUCAUCAAGGGUAACAAGUAUACAGCCAUUGAUUCUGGUAAUUUGAAUAUUAUCUUGAUUGUCUUUGCUACAAUUUCCUCCAUCGUGUUGAGUAUCCUCUUUGAUAAGACCAAACAAUUCAAACUCAUCACAAUCAUUACCAGUGCCUCUGCUUGUUUAGCCUUCCUAUGGUUCUGUAUAUUAAUGUUGUGGCAGAAGAAUGAUGUCUUGUUAGUCUUGUCUGGAAUGUCCUUUGUAUUGAUCGGAAUGUUUUCAGUACCUACAAUGCCAUUGUUGAAUCAAAUGAUUGUCUAUACGACCUAUCCAGUUCAUCCAUCUACGACCAUGACCAUUUCAAGUACAUUGACUACUUUGUGGAGUAUUCUCUUCAUGGUUUAUAUUAAUGUGUUGCAAUUGUGUACUCCUCUAGCUCCAUCAAUUAUUUUGUGGACAGAUUUUGUAUUUUUGAUUAUUGCCUUUGUACUCAUUGUUUCUUUCAAGGGUAACUUUAGUCCUGUCUUGGUGAAUAGUAAAUAA